Molecule: messenger RNA, 2373 nt
Organism: Didymodactylos carnosus
Lineage: Eukaryota; Metazoa; Rotifera; Eurotatoria; Philodinida; Philodinidae
Source: the annotation of a GenBank genome assembly
AUGUUUGGCACUUGCAUUAAAUUAACAGAACAGUUACAUUUUAUAGUUGUCAAAUUGAAAGCUUAUACAAAAAACGAUGAAUAUGUUGAGUUAUUACAACAGAUUAAUUUACGAGUGCAAUUUCUUACAGAAUCUCACACCGAAUAUUUAAAACAUCAAGAUGAAUUCAAAUCUAUCUCCAUUAAACAAACCCAAGCACUGAACCAGAUUAUGAAUAAGAUUUUAAACGAGAAACUUUAUAUUGGUGGAGAUUAUUCACCACCUAAAACACUUCCACCUUUUGAACUGUUUGAGAAGCAUAAAGAUAAAGAUAUCUAUCUAUUUGGAGAGUAUAAUGCUAAACAUAGCAAUUGGAAUUGUGAAAACCGUAAUUUUUUAUCAGCUUUGAGUGAUAGAUGUAACGGUUAUGAAAGUAUUAAACUUUUUCGACCACCAUGGCCACUAUAUUUAAUGAAUUUAAUUCGAGAAGUGAAUAAAUCAAAACGAUUGACAACAAAUGGCGGAGAACUAAAAGAUAAUCAAGAAAUAGCUGAUCAACUAGCUAAUUAUUAUGAAAAACAUUUUUCAGAGCCAGUUUUUGAUGCCUGCAUUUUUGUAGAUUUUAAAACAGCGUUUGAUGCCAUGUGGUGGCCGGCAUUAAUGAAAAAAUUAGAAAACUUAGACAUGUCAGUUGAACUACUAGGUGCUCCUCAAGGAAGUGUAUUAGCAGCUCUAUUGUUUAGACUUCAUAUUCAUUUUUUAACCUCUUAUUUUUUACAAAUAACGAUUCAUCUUUUUGCUGAUGAUCUUACUAUGAUAAUCAAAGGUGCACUAGAAACAAGAUUAAGUAAGAAUAUUGAAUACCCUGAAUAUCAGGCGAAAAAAGUGCUAAAAUCAUUGGAGAAAUUUGCAGAUGAUCAUAUUCUUGCAAUGAAUGUAUUGAAAACAAAAUUGCGACAAGAAUUUAAAUUAGGUUUUCUCGGUCCCACUAACAAAGAUAAUCCAGCCAGUCAAACUGGCGGUCAUCCCGCUCUGUUUGCAUUUAAAUUGGCCAUUGAAGAUAUCAAUAACCGCACCGAUCUUUUCCCACACAUCAAAUUAUUUCCCAUAUAUUGCAACACAAACUCCAGUGUUGGCGAGAGUGUAAUUGCUGCAUUCAAACAAAUUACCGAGCACAAUGUAACUGGGAUUGUUGGAGAAUUUAAUUCUUUGCAAACGCAGGCCGUUCAGUAUGUCGCUCGUCACUACAAAGUACCACAAAUAUCAUACGGUGCUGCGUCAGUUAUAUUUACUUUUGAUAAGAGUGAACAAUAUCCUUACUUUCUAAGAACAAUUCCUGAUCUAAAUUCAGAGUUAGAGUCACUAGCCGGUUUUAUUCAAGUUCAAGGUUGGAAAAAUAUAGCUCUUUUGUACACUAGUGACAGACCCACUUAUCACAAUGUGCUCAAAUUUAUCAAUGCAACCCGAGAACGUGGUAUUAACAUUGCAGUUCGCCGAGCAUUUAUUAGUGAGGCGUCAAAUGAAGAUCUAAAAGAUCAUUUUUAUAAAAUUGGAAACUCAUCUGUACGUAUUAUUGUUUUUAUUGGUACGCUCAAAGAUCAGCAACAGCUCAUAGGAAGUUGCUUAGAAUCUGCCCCACAUCUUUCUGACAAGGGUUACCAAUGGAUCGGCGUCCACAACAGUAUGUACCGAACUCUUUAUUUAAAUGACAGCGGAGAUAUAAUACCAAAGUAUAAAAGUUGGGUCCAAGGUUUUAUAGGAUUGCAAAACUCUGCCAAUGUCAGCUCUCCCAUAUACAUAAACUAUUCCAAUCGUUGGUUUUCGGCUGCAAACGACAGCGAUACACCCAGCAUUGUUCUGACAAACCGAAGAUCAACAAUUCCACCUAUUGCGAAUUUUGCCUAUGAUGCGUGCUUCAUGUUUGCUCAUGCUCUUAAUAGAAUGGUUAAAAGUAGGCAAGAUCCAGCACUGCCUGAGAAUCGCGAAACGUAUUUGAAAGUGCUGAAAAAUGUCACUUUUGACGGCGUGAGCGGACACAUCUCGGUCAAUGAAAGUGGUGAUCGCCAAGUCUCAGUCCCAUUUGACAUUCUCAAUUUUGUAAAUGAUUCAUUAGUUCUGAUCGGCUCAGUAACAGUUGACGGUAAAGUUAGCCUGAAUGAAGACGUCAAAAUUGUUUACACCGGUGGAGCAACGGAAAAACCACGAGACAUGCCAGUAACCAAAAUACCGAGAUCAGCUCUCAUUAGUAUGAUAUUUGGUAGUGCCGUAUGUACUCUCGUAUCGUAUUUUGACGAAACCUCUAACGUUACAUGUGUAUUAGAUCUUUGGUUUAUGAAUAUUGGUUACACACUAAUUAUCGGUACAUUAUUGGAAACAGAUGAAGAUAUAAGAUAA